AUGGAUAUUUCUCGACCGGUAGUGGAAAAACCACGUUUCAUACAUGUGGAGAAGUUUGUGGAAUCUCGCACGAACUCUAUCGCACAACUGCUGAAGGUGAAUGUCCGUCAGAUCCUGAUAAACAGACUAGAUUUGCAGGCUAUUGAUAAUGAUGCAUUGGUUUCUGGAGAAGUCACGAAAGGGCCGAGAACUGCCGCUCAGAGACUGCCACGCCAUAUGAGAAGGUGCUCAAUUUUCAAAGUUUACCUAUUCAACUGUCUUUCUCAGAAGAGCGAUGGCCUACGAUGUCCGUCGAUUCCCGAAAACAAUGCGCGAGUAUGCGAGGUCUCACUUGAUUUCUAAGCAUGCCAAGAAGUGUCCGAGCAGGUUCGCAAGACGAAAAAACGUCAAUUCGAGAGAUGUAAGGCAUCUGAAAAGGUCAAAUUGUAGACGAGAGCUUCAGAAAUUCGGUCGUAGCACUUCCACGAAAGGCAAAUGGCUGUCGACGCACGUGUGGCAUGCGAAACGCUUCCGGAUGACGUCGAAAUGGGGGUUCAAGAUCGCGGAUCGCAGUUUCCAACGCGGCUUUCGAGCUGUUCUUCGGGACUCCAACAAGUAUUGUGUCAUUCGAGAUCGUUCUUAUUAUUCCUGUGUUACGGUAGCUCGCAUUGAAUUCUUCUCAUUAAAAUAGUAUCGAAUUGCAGAUCAAAUCCCCAGACGCCUUGAAAAAAGUGUUGGAAUUCUCGCAAACGACGUGCCGAGGACAGUCGUCACGCGGCGAAGAAGAGGUAAUCAUUAAGGGGAACCGGUUCUCUCUCUCUCUCUCUCGCCACUUUCCUCUCCGUUUAUCUCCUUCUUUUAGGCACUCAUUAUUCAUUUUUUCGCUUUAUUCAGGAAUGUCAUCAGCUGUACGUGCCCGGGCAGUUCCCACUCGGAUACAUCGGACCAGCUCGAUUCCAGAGAUUAACUGGAGAACGGAACGAUAAAGUGUACGUUUGGAUGCAUCCGUCAGCGAAAGAAACAUUCAUGAACACCUUUUCUGAGAAGUUUGGACUCAAAAGAGAAGAAGGAAAUGAAGAAACGGAACAACCUUCUCGAUAUGUGAAUGGAAAUCUGGAAGUCACCGUGGACACGGAGAACAUCAGCAGAUUCCACCUUUCCGGUCCGAAAUGCCUCACCAAGUUGCGUGAUUCUGUUCGGCUCGUCAAAGAGACGAAGUUCCAAUCCGAACAUGACAGAUUCCUGUCCGUCGCGGACUCAGUUUUCUCUUCAACUCGUGACGGAGAAGUGCUCUACUUGCUCAUCGAAGAUCCCAGGACCGCUUGGGACAGAAAGACAGUGCUGAGCAACAACAGGAAAGGCGAGGAAGCAAAAGACGUUGAUGGAGACUGGAGAGAACAGAACGAGCCGGUGAAUGAGUUCUGGAGCCGUGAAUUUAGAGAGCAGGCGAUAGCGAAAAGGUAUUCGUUCUGAAAACAAUGCAAUUCAAUGUCUAGUGCUUCUUCAGAGUUUCCGAUGGCGAGUUCCAAAAGCAGAAUGCACAGAGAAUCGGAGGACUCGUUUCGACGGAAGCAAAAGUACCAAUUGUCGUCAUUAUCAGAAACGGUGGAUUCAAGGCUCUCGAUGGAAUUGAUCUGAUCAUUCCAGAACCAUUUUGUAAGCCUCGCAGCCUUCCCUCGUCUCUCAACAUUGAUCCAUUCCAGCAAAAGAUCUUUGGGUGGCUCUGCAAAGACGAGGCGUCCGUGCCAGUGGCCUUCGUGACGAGAUUUCCGCUCAUCUCGAGUCGCAAACUUUCUGUUACCCGAUCGAUGACGUGGAAUCGCAGGCGGGGAAGGAGUCGGAGGAAGCAAUGAAGCACGAGCUGACGAGAACUUAUCUAGCGAAGCCUCACAAUCGGAGGUGCAAGUUCUGGAGUGCCCUCUCGGUGAAAUAUCCGUUUGAGUUUCGAUGGAAUGAACUGGCGAAAGGUUGGAAUUCACGUGCGGAAAAGGCCUUUGUCUGUCGGGAUCUUCUAAAGUUGCGAGAAAUAAAACAGGGAUUGAAGAGAGCGGAAGGACUGGAUCAGAUUGUAAAAGCGAAUGAAGGAAUGCUCGUGCCAGUGAGACUCGCGUUCGUGGGAAGAGGAAGACCGAAGCGCUUCGGAAUGAUCUGCCUCCCGACCACCGACGAUCUGAUUUCAAUUCGGCGAAACAGAAAUCUUGAGAUCAUCCAAACGCCGAGAACGUCAUCUGAAAUUGAAGAGCCAAUGGAGGUUGACGAGGAGAUUCCACGGAAAGAAUUAGAAGGAUACGUUUCCCUCGACGCCGCCGCUACAGAAAAACCGAUCAGUCUGAAGUGGCUGUUUGAGGAGAGCACAAAGCUAGAUGACAAGUAAUUCGCUAGUUGCAGAUUAUCCUAAAUGGAAAUGUUCCAGAACACUAAAGAGAAAACGAGCGAAUCGCAGAAAGAAGGAAUCGAAAAAGCGGCAAAAGUUGGAGUUUGGGAAGCGAAGAGAAGAGGCGGAAGAGGAAGAAACGCAGAGAUCACAGACGGAAUACAGACUUUCGGCGAAUCGGUUGGAUUUAUCUAAAAUCCGAAAGUUCAUAAUUACAUUCAUAAUGAUUACAGCGAGAUAAUUGGUAGAGUAGUGGCCGGCGAACAGAGUGUUCUCGGAGGACGCGGCCUCGCCAUCGGCUACAUUUGUGCGGACGUCCUUCCGAUUAUCGCUUCCAACUAUCACAAAAGUAAGUGUCUCUCGGGUCGUGUUCUUUAAAAAUUGCCCAUUUUCAGCGAAAACGAUUGUGAUGGUUCGUAACAACACUUCCAAGUACUAUCAUCCGGCCUACUUGACCGUUUUGACGAGUGCCAUUCAGAUUUGA
Molecule: messenger RNA, 2837 nt
Organism: Caenorhabditis sp. 36 PRJEB53466
Lineage: Eukaryota; Metazoa; Nematoda; Chromadorea; Rhabditida; Rhabditidae
Source: the annotation of a GenBank genome assembly